GACGAGAAAUUAGUUAGCCCAGAGACUUCCAAUAAUAAAAAGCUCCUUCUCAGUAUUUCCCGUAAUUUUUUUAAAUCCAAUAAUAUUUCGCGCAUUUUAGAUAUUCCUUUUAAACUAUAAGAAUUGUUCAGUGUUUGGAAUAAUAAAGAAUCAUGGCAAACACACUGAAACAAAUUUCCUUAACUUGUUCAGGCCAUACUCGACCUGUUUGCCACCUGGAUUUUAGCGAUAUCACGGAUUGUGGUACCAGUUUUCUCAUUAGCGCUUGUAAAGAUGGAAAACCCAUGUUAAGACUUGGUGAUACCGGAGAUUGGGUUGGAACUUUUGAAGGACAUAAGGGUGCUGUAUGGGGAGUCAGCCUUAACAAAAUGGCAACAUUAGCUGCAAGUGGCGCUGCUGACUUCUCUGCAAAGAUUUGGGAUGCAACCACUGGUGAAGAAAAGUGUAAUUUUCAGCAUAAUCAUAUCGUUAAAACUGUGGCAUUUGAUGAGAAAAGUCUUCAUUUACUUACCGGUAAUAACGAAAAAUUAAUGAGAGUAUUUGACUUAAGCCAAUCAGACACAAACCCUGCUGUAGAGAUUUACGCAGGUCAUAAUGGUGCUAUAAGAAGAGCUUUCUUUUGUCGUAAUGAUAAAUGUAUUGUAAGCUGUGCUGAAGAUCAAACAGUCAGAAUUUGGGAUCGUUCCACUGGAAGUGAAGUUCAACAUAUUGGUUUCUCAUCUAACCCAAGUAACAUCGAAAUUUCUAAAGAUGGAUCAAUUCUUACUGUCACAAAUGGUUCAAAUGUCUCGUUCUUUGAAAUGGAUUCUUUGAAAAAGAUUAAAGAAAUUUCUGUUCCUACAAAGCUUGCUUCUGCAAGUCUUCACCCCGAUAAAUUGGUUUUUGUAUGCGGCGGAGAAGAUUUUAAAAUUUAUAAAUUUGAUUACAUCACUGGAAACGAGAUUGAAUCUUUCAAAGGACAUUUUGGCCCCGUACAUGCAAUAUCUUUCAGUCCUGAUGGUGAACUAUAUGCUAGUGGAAGUGAAGAUGGCACCGUUCGUUUGUGGCAGACAACUAAAAUGCAUGAGUUAUUCGCAAACGUUUUAGCAAAACGAGAUCUUUCACGGGCUGGCGAAUUGUUUUUCAUUCCCGAUGACGAUAUCGUUGAUGAUUUGACUGAUGUGCUGCUGGAAAUCUCCAAGAUCAUAUCUCAUUCACGUUUUUUGGAAGUAAAAAAUGAUCAGUCAGUUAUAGAAAUCUGCGUGAAUCGUUGCACAUCAUGUAUUCGUGAGACUGACAGUGCCGAAAGACAUUGUCAAGGCCUGGUACGAUUACUUGAAACAUGUCUGCAAUUCAAUCACAAGCCUCAAUCGAAGCCAAGUGAGGAUCCUCCUCAUGCUAAAAUAUCUGCUGAUAUCAUUUCAUGUAUUUUUCUUAAUUACAAUAAAAAAUUUGUAAUGGAGUUGGCGCUACCUGUUGCUGUAAAAUUCUUAAAUAAAGAGAACAAGGAACUUUCAAAGAACCUUGCAUCCUACCUGUCAUUGGCUGCUAUCGAAUAUACUAAUCUUCUUGUGCCUUACAUUGAUAUAAUCUUAAAUUCAUUGCUCAAUGGAAAUUAUUCUUUAGCGCGUGUCGUUUUGCAGUUGUACGAAAUGUCAAGCGAAACUGCUAUUAUAACAAGAAUGCGCAGUAUUAUUGACAUUCUUCCAAAAUGUGAUACAAUAGAUAAAAAUAUUCUGCUGCAGUUAAUUGCGAUGGUUGUUUAUUCAGCCAAUAGCUCAACGAAUAAAGGAAUAAUUUUCCUGAUCGUCGACAAACUGCCUCAAUUCUUCGAUCUAAUUCUGAUGACCUCAGCAUCAACACAAGCACUUAUCGUUCUUCUUCGUUUAGCUGAAAAGAAGCCAGUAGUUCUCUACGAAUAUUUAAAUCUGCUUAUUAUGACUGCCAAAAAACUUCCACACACCAUUUGUCUUGUCGGUCAAAUUCUCUCAGCCAUCGGUAAGAAGAAUAAGGAAAGAGCACAAAUUGCUCUCGAAUUUAUUAUGGAAAACUUACCAAACACUGAUCAGUCAUCGCAAACAAUUUUACUUCAAGAAGCUGUUAAACUUUGUUCACAUUAUCCCGUGCUUUUCAAUGAUAAAUUAACAGAUGUAAUUAGGCAGAGAAAUUUAAGUCAACAAAAUCUUUUAGCAGGAGGACAAAAGUCAACUAACGGAAAUGUCACAAUUGUUAAUCUAAAUUCCGAAACUCAACUUUUAUCACAACAAAAUGCUUUUCUCAUGUCAAAAAUACUUAUAAAUCCAACUCAAAAUGCAACAGCAGCAUUAACGUCAACACCAUCUGCUAUCAACAAUCAAAGUUCCAUUCCAAUUCCUUCAAAUAGUUCUUCACAGCAUUAUUCUCGUCGUCCAAAAUUCGGUGAUUCUAGAUCUACUGGUAGAUUGAACAAUGGAAUUGGAAACAAUAGUGCUCAUCGUUCGAUGACACGUUUAAGUGCUGUUGGAAUUAACAACUCGAAUCUUGGUGGUUUGCAUAAGAGUAUGACUCGUCUUUCUUCAUCACAGCAAAUCAAUCAAGCGCAAUAUCCAGUGGGAAGCAGCUGUAAUUCAAACAAUGUUGUUGAGAAUAAUUAUAUUUCACCUACAAUUCCACCCCCACUAAGUCAUCAUGUUACAAUAACUGGAGAGAAUAAAUGGGGAAUUCCGAGUACGAAAAUAACAUCAUGUGGAGUCACAGUUAAUCACACUUCACCAACUCGAUACAGAUCAGCAUUACAAGGAGCUAUUGCUAUGGGAUCGAUAGAAAAAUGUUCAACAAAUGCGCUUAAUCAAUCAACAGGGUCAAUAACUAUGCAAAAUAAUAAUAUUUCUGUUCAACAUGCAAUGAGUUUGAUUCCACAAAUUUCCGCUUCUUCUUUAAUUCCACCACCAGCGCCACCACUUUCUCCGCCUUUAGUAGCAUCAGAAAUGAGUAAUCAAGUUGUUGUAAGUGGCCCAACUACCAUCACAUCAAGAACUAAUAAUCGAAGCAAUAACAAAUCAGUGACUUUAUUAAAUGCUAAUAAUGUUAAUCAUCGCAUGAGUGUUUUUGAGCCAUCAAUGCGUGAUACUAUUCAACAUUUUUGCGAGAAGCAUUUAGAUAAGAUUAAAGGAUAUAUGAAGACUGUAGCUCAUCGUUUGCCACCACCAGCUAAAUGCACAAUAGAAGAACGUCGUGCAAAGAAAUUCGCGAAACUUCAUUUCGCAUGUCAGGCCCGUGGAGAUCAUUGCUUGUAUUCAAAAACAUUUUUCAGUAUGAGAACGCGUCAUGCAAAAGUUUGGAUUCAUUUGAUGUUUCUAGAUCUGCAGUCACGUUCUGAUCAUGCUCUUAGCUCUUAUGAUAGCUGUGUAUCAAGUUUAAAACAUUGCUGGGAUACUUUAAAGAUAGAAAAUCGCACAUUCAUCACAUUAGUAACAAGCGCUUUUCCACCAAUUCGUGAACAGGAUGCGCUUAUCAAUGAACUUCGUAAUUCAGGUUUUUUUGAUGUCUUUGAGAAUGGAAACAAUAAUAGUUUGAAUAGUCUUGAUGAUGAUGUUCGUUGGGGAUGUUUUCUCUGUAAUCAUCCAGAAAAAGCAGUGUUUCUGGAAAACAAUUCUCAACCUGUUAUUGAAGGACAACUCAAGGAAAAAAAAGGGAAAUGGAGGCUUUUCAGACGUUGGCGAACACGCUACUUUACCUUAUCAGGAGCACAUCUAUCAUGCAAAGGAUCGAGCGGUGGUGAUGCUUCAAUAAACAUCAAUCAAAUUCGAUCAGUUAAAGUUUCUCGUGGAGCUAGGCAUGUUCCUACAUGUUUUGAAAUAUUCACUGGUAAUCAGACUUUAAUUCUGAAGCCAACUGAUGGAGAAAAAGCUGAAGAAUGGGUUCAGUUAUUAAUGGUUGUUGCUCAACAUUCGCAAGCUCGAGACGGGUUUACAAAAAGUAAUAGUCUACCAUCUAGUGGUUCACGGCGAGAAAAUAAUUCAAGUCCGUCUGAAAAAGAUUUUUUAAGAAUAUUUGAACAGAAUACCAUAAUGAAAAACAUCAUCUUAACAACUGGAUUACUUCUUGCAAUGUUCCGUUCUGUGUUAUCAAUUCGAUGUUAUGCCUGCAAUUCUUCUGACACAUCGUCUCCAUUCCAAUGUGGUGAAUAUUUUGAUCGAUAUGAUAAGCCAGAUGUUGAUCUAAAUGAUUGUUCAAGCGUUCAUGGAGCAAAAUACUGCAUUAAGCAUAUUGGAAGAUUCGAAGUUCUAACAAUAAAAUGUUAUCAAUGCAAGUCGUCAGACACAAUUGAAUGUUCCGAUGUAAUGAUCAAUAUGCAUGAUGCUAAAUUGAAACCGGAGAAAUGUGAUCAUGUCAUUGGUGCAAAAUAUUGUAUAAAAUCAACAUCAUUAGAAAGUGGAAUAGGAGCGAUACGUUAUUGCUCUUCAAAGGAUUUGGGAAAUUAUUGCAACUAUGUUCAGAAUAAAGGUGACCAAAUGGAAUAUCGCUCUUGUAUCUUCACCUGUGAAUCCGAUGGGUGUAACGAGGCUUCUAAAAAGCAUUAUUCCAUCAUUAGCAUCAUGUCACACUUGCCUGAAUCUAUAAUUGUUAACAAAACACCAGACAACAUGUCUUCAGAAAUGAUAUCAAUGUUAGAAAAUUUCAAUAAAAAGAAGCCUUUGAACUCUUCGACUUCAUCAACACCGAACACUUUAUCUACAAAUAGUUUAUCAUCUCGAAAGAAUCUUUUAAAUUCAUCUAGCAAUACGUCAUCGUCAGUAUCAAAAUCAUCACAAGACGAUAUAAAUAAUAUGAAAAGUGAUUUAAAAAACGACAAGAAGAAGAAAAUGGUAUUAAAUAGUUCGUCAACUACAACUUCACGUGUGGCGAAAACAACUUCUUCACAACGUCUCCACCAUAUAACAGCUAGUAGUUCUUCAUCAUCACAAUCUCAACUAUCGACAGCAUCAUCAGGAAAUGUUGUGAAUCCACAUGCGCUUAAGAGAGACCUCAAUGAAUUUAAGAAUUCGAUGAGCGAAAUUAACAAUUUAGCAGCCCGUGCUAAUCAAAUGUCUGAGUUACAAAAAAGUAGUGAACAGGCAACAACAAACGCCGCAGAGAUCAAAGAACUUCAAGCCGGUGACUUGAAUUUUAAGGAGGCAAAGAGUGUAGCAGCGAUGAGAAAUAGAAUGGAAGUUGAUGGUUUAAAGACCGAGGAAGCAAAUGCUGUUCUGCAGAGUUUGAAAUUUAAACACCAAAAAAUGUCGAAUGAUGGUUCAAGUUAUAAACCGUGGAAAGUUCGCAAAGGAAUUUUCAAAUCUACUGGAACUUCUGAUUACACAGUUGAACCGAGAAACACUCCUAGUCCAGUAAUCGAUUUUCCGAUGUCCCCAACGUCAGCGACUCCAACAAUGACACCUUGUUCACCUCUAAGUCCAACGACAAGUCCACAUAUAAUAGUUAUUGAGAAUCGACCUUCGCCUCCCCUUACACAACCGAACACUCCUACUAUUCGUCUAAAAAUACGCGAAAUUCCGGAAGCGCGAUUAAUCAAAGCAGGAGAGUUUCAGCAGAACGAUACAAACAACGUUGAAGCGUCAAGUUUUAAAGUUCAGCAUGAACAAUUCAGUGCUGAAAAGCGAGCUAUAAAGCAAGCCCAACAAAGUCAAACUAAAACAUCAACGGGUACAUUCAAUCAAGAGCAGAUUCAUCACAAAUCUCAAAUGUCGUAUAAUAGCAGUAGCAUGGUAACGCAGUCAUCCCAAUACAGCACUUCUAGUCUCACGAGUAAUUGGGAUGGUGAAAUGUUACAAAACUUUGAAGAUUUGGAGAAGCUCUGCUCUUCCAGUAAUCCCUUGGAUGUUGAACAAGCAAUCUUAAAGUAUUCACAGCAUGUCAACAAUUGCGUACGACAAAUGAGUUUGGCAAAAACUCCCAGCGUUCUUGAUAAUUUAAAUGAAAUUAUUCGACGUGCAUGGGCAGUUCCCACUCAUGGUCAUGAGCUCGGUGCUAAUUUAUGUAAUGCAUUAAAGCAAAAUGGAGGUUUAGAUCUUUUGAUGAAGAAUUGCAUGGAGGGAGAUAAAGAACUUCAGUUCUCUUCAGCAAGACUACUCGAACAAUGUUUGACGACGGAAAAUCGAGCACAUGUCGUUGAGAAUGGUCUCGAUAAAGUCGUGAAUGUCGCGUGUGUCUGUACAAGAAAUGCGAAAACUGAUCAUUCACGUGUUGGCACUGGAAUCCUGGAACAUCUUUUUAAACAUAGCGAAGGAACGUGUAGUGAUGUCAUUCGACUAGGUGGUCUCGAUGCUGUACUUUUUGAAUGCCGAAAAAAUGAUGUUGAAACAUUACGUCAUUGUGCAGGCGCUUUAGCGAAUCUAUCGUUAUAUGGUGGAGCGGAGAAUCAAGAAGCAAUGAUCAAUCGUAAAGUUCCCAUGUGGCUAUUUCCAUUAGCUUUUCAUGACGAUGACAACAUCAAAUAUUAUGCUUGUUUGGCGAUAGCAGUUCUAGUCGCUAAUAAAGAAAUUGAAGCUGAAGUGUUGAAGUCAGGCACGUUGGAUCUUGUGGAACCUUUCGUAACAACUCACAAUCCAUAUGAGUUCGCAAAAUCGAACUUGGCACAUGCUCAUGGACAAAGCAAGCAUUGGUUACAGCGACUGGUGCCUGUGCUUAGCUCGAAGAGAGAAGAAGCAAGAAAUUUGGCGAGUUUUCAUUUCUGUAUGGAAGCUGGCAUUAAAAAGCAGCAGGGAAACACAGAAAUCUUCCGUGAAAUUGGUGCCAUUGAACCUUUGAAAAAGGUAGCAAGUUGUCCCAAUGCCAUUGCAUCAAAAUUCGCUGCUCAAGCAUUGCGUUUGAUAGGUGAAGCCGUUCCACAUAAGCUUUCACAGCAAGUACCAUUAUGGUCAGUGGAAGAUGUCCGAGAAUGGGUGAAACAAAUAGGAUUCGGCGAAUACGAACAUAAUUUCUUUGAUUCAAAAGUUGAUGGCGAUCUGUUGCUUCAAUUAACUGAAAUAAACUUAAAAGAAGACCUUGGAAUAUUCAAUGGAAUUCGUCGUAAACGUUUUGAACGAGAACUUCAAAAUUUAAAGAAAAUGGCAGACUAUUCGUCAAGAGAUUCUACAAAUCUUAACACAUUCUUACUUCAAAUUGGUCCAGAAUAUUCAAUCUACACAUAUUCAAUGUUAAAUGCUGGUGUUGAUAAAGAUUCUAUUCGUAUUCUUAAUGACGAUCAAUUGCUUGCUGAAUGUGGCAUUUCCAAUUCAAUUCAUCGAUCAAGAAUCUUGAACAUUCUCUCAGGAAUGGAGAGUGCUAUAGGACCAACAAAUGAAGAUUGUCCUGACAAGACACUCGAUGUCUUUGUUUCUUAUCGUCGCAGUAAUGGUUCUCAAUUAGCUAGCCUAUUGAAAGUUCAUUUACAAUUGCGUGGAUUUAGUGUCUUCAUUGAUGUUGAGAGACUUGAAGCAGGAAAAUUCGAUAACAAUCUUCUUCAAAGUAUCAAACAAGCAAAACAUUUCUUGUUGGUUCUAACACCUCGUGCAUUGGAACGAUGUAUUGAAGAUGCUGAAUGUAAAGAUUGGGUUCAUCGUGAAAUUGUAGCAGCCUUAAAUGCAAACUGCAACAUUAUUCCUAUUAUUGAUAAUUUUUCAUGGCCAGAACCAGAAAAACUUCCUGAAGAUAUGCGAAGUGUGUGCCAUUUUAAUGGAGUUAGAUGGAUUCAUGACUAUCAAGAUGCAUGUGUGGAUAAACUUGAAAGAUUCAUGCGUGGUGAACUCAACAUUCGAAACGAAUAUCGAAAUGCUUUGAAUCGUGCCGGUCUUGACAUCACAGCACCAUCGACACCUGGUACAGCAUCUUCAAUGAGAAGCAACCCUCCAAGUUAUCAACGAAUGCACAGCAAUGAUUCUAACAAAGCUAAUGACAGCAAAGAUGGAAUAACUUUACCUCCGCUUCCCCCAAUUCGUGUUACCAGCAGUAAUCGCACUCAAAGCUUAGAUGGCCUUUUGGAUUCAUAUGAUAAUUUUCAAUGGCCGAGAAACGUUAAAGACAGUGUUACAAAUAAUGUUACAGCAGAGGGAUCCGUUACAAAGAAUCCAGAUGAUAACUCAUCGGAAACGAAUACAAAUAAUAAUAACAGAAAUAAUGAAAGCAGAGCCGAUAAUAGAAAUAAAAACAAUCGAAGAUCAAAAAGUCUCGAUGAUCUUCUUGAUGAUGAAGUUCUGUUAAUUGUUGAAGAUGAUUGUGGAACUAAAAGUAUGGAAAAUAUUCAUGGAAGUGUAGAUAUGAAGAUUGCCGGUGCUGCUGCUGUUGCUAAUUCUUCUGAUGAUGUUCCCGUCCCAUCUGACAAAAGUCAUAUUUUGUCGGAUGAUUCCAAAGAUUCGAUCUUAAUGAUGCAAACAGAUUCAGAGACCGACAAUGACACUUCUCAUAAUGAUUCAGGUAUUCAAAGCAACCAAAAUAUUUCUUCAACAUCACAAUCCAUGAAAAGUCAUUUAGAUCAAGAUUUUGAUGAUCUUGAUUCAGAUGAUAAAGUUUCAAAUACGAUCUCACUCACAUCAUCAUCAGCUUCAGAGAAAAAACCUGAAAAGAAAUUCCUCAACAAAUGUGUUAAAAAGAUCAAA
This is a messenger RNA of Clunio marinus, 8591 nucleotides long. NCBI's taxonomy places the organism in Eukaryota, Metazoa, Arthropoda, Insecta, Diptera, Chironomidae. The record is from the annotation of a GenBank genome assembly.